UCGACGGAUGGAAACAGUCCUCGUCACUCACAUCUCGACGAUUCGACCUCGGUCCCUUGGAACUGCCAAUAACACACUUCAAAUUACAAUUACCUGCAACCCGCGCUACCAUGCACCUCGUCCAGUUCAUGGCCUUUGGCCUGUCUCUCGUCGCCGCUUCUCCAGUUGUACCGAAAGUGAAAGUAAUCGAUGAAUGCAAGGCUGUUGACAUUGUCGUCGACGUUCUCAAGCUGAACAAGGCGACACCAUUCUGUUCGAGCUUCUUGAGCGUCAAGACCUCGACGGCCACCGCCUACGCAACGGUGACCAGCACGUCUACCCAGCAGGUACAGGGGCCUACAAUCACCUCAACGGAUUAUCUAGCUCCAGUGUAGCACGGCAACCAGUGUCGCCGCACAGCUCGUCACAGAGACCACCACCGUCACGGGCCAAGCUGUGUCGACCAUCAGCGGCGU
Lasiosphaeria miniovina is the source of this 455-nucleotide messenger RNA. RefSeq lists its product as uncharacterized. The record is from RefSeq and is a predicted model, not a curated record. Bases 111 to 374 code for a protein of 87 amino acids. The transcript has 2 exons. NCBI's taxonomy places the organism in Eukaryota, Fungi, Ascomycota, Sordariomycetes, Sordariales, Lasiosphaeriaceae.